Paramecium tetraurelia is the source of this 1624-nucleotide messenger RNA. RefSeq lists its product as uncharacterized. Gene Ontology annotation, biological process: signal transduction. The record is from RefSeq and is a predicted model, not a curated record. NCBI's taxonomy places the organism in Eukaryota, Ciliophora, Oligohymenophorea, Peniculida, Parameciidae. Gene Ontology annotation, cellular component: cytoplasm. The transcript is spliced from 9 exons.
AUGGAUAACACUAUCGAGGAAAUGAUGGAGGAUAAAUCUAUGAGUUUUAAGUUCUUGCUGGCUGUGCAGUAACACUAGUACGAAGAAGCCUAUUCGAUUGGCAAAGAAAUUCUGAAGAUCAAUCCAUCUGAUAGGAGCGUGAAUCGGUUUAUACAUACACAUAAAUUUUAUGUCGAUGGAUUGUUUGAUUUUGAAGAGGAAGAAGAUGAUGAAGAGGAAUUUGAAUGUGACGACGAAGAUGCUGAAGAAGAUGAACUUGAGAAUGGAGAAGAAGAAGCAGAAGAAGAGGAGGAAUAUGAAGAAUAUGAGGAAGGCGAACAAAUUGAGUAACAGGAAGACUCUGAGUACGAAUGGGUUUAUGAGGAUGAGGAAGUGCCUGAGGGAUUUGAUGAGGGAGACAACACAGAUGAGGACAAGAAUUUUGUCUAAGAAGAUACUAACGAAGGUGAUAUCAGUUUAAGCAUGGACAAAAAGAUAUAUGAGAAAAAACAAAUACAAUAAUAAUAAUAAUAAUAAUAGUAAUAACCAAUAUUGUAAAGUACAAAAAGAGUUGUCUAAUAAGUCAAACCUAAAUCAUCCAUUUCCAAUGGAGUCCCCACUUUACCAAAAAUCCAAAAUAAAUAAAGACCAACCUCCUAAUCUAAAUAACAAAUUCAAAAGCCUCAGCCAUUACAAUAAAAUUUAGUUAAACAAGCAGCGGUGAACUAACUUCGUUUUCCAAGCAGUAUGGCCAAGAAAAAAAUUAUUAUGGGUUCUUAUUAAAGCAUUUUAAUUUAAUUUGGAAUUAAUUCUCUUUUCCAUCUCCCAGAGACUCAGAAAUUAAAUAAUAUAUCUAAAUAAUUUAUAAUGUCGGAUAAGAGAGAUGAACACACCUACAUGGCCAGAUUGGCAGAACAGACUGAGAGAUGGGAAGACAUGGUAGAGAAUAUGAAGAAGGUAGCAGAGAUCACUAAGGAUUUGAAUAAUGAGGAGAGAAAUCUACUCUCUAUAGCAUACAAGAACACAGUGGGACAGAGGAGAACUGCUUGGAGAGCAAUUACUGCCUAUGAGAUUAAGGAGAAGUAGAAGAUAGUGAAGUAUUAAGAGGUACUCCAAUAUUACAAGGCAAGAGUGGAGAAGGAAUUGGAUUAAUAUUGCAAUGAGGUUUUGUAGCUGAUAGAUCACACUCUAUUGAAAAAGACAACCAACACUGAGGCGAGAGUAUUUUAUCACAAAAUGAAAGGAGAUUACAAUCGAUACAUUGCAGAAUAUUCAUAAUAAAAAGCUUAGGAGAAGGCAAUUCAAUAGGCUCAGUAAGCCUAUCAAACUGCAUUGGAAUUGAUCGACAAGGACAAGUUUCCAAAAACUAAUCUAUUAAGAUUGGGAGUUACUCUCAACUAUUCUGUCUUUUGUUACGAAAUCAUGAGUGAUGUAGCCAAAGCAUGCGAAUUGGCUAAAACUGUAAAAGAUGAUGCAAUUAAAGAGUUGGAUGACAUGGAGGAAGACCAAUACAAGGAUGUGACCACAAUACUGCAAUUGAUUAACGAUAAUCUUACUAAUUGGUAGGCUGAGUUACCAGAUGAGGGAGGGAAGAAAUGAAUUCAUUUAAUAUAAAUGUUAUUAAUAUCAACAAAUACACAAAAAA